CCAAUGGCUGAGUGCGUCGGUGUCACGUGACCAACAGCGCAGAAGAUUUGAAUUGUUUGUGUGGUUAUGUGUUUUCGUGUCGCAGUUUGAAUGCGGAGCAGAAAAGAAAAUUUGUGAGUUUUCAGAGGAACUUGAGGUCUGAUCCGGAUCAAUCUGUUUCCAACAGAGAAGAACCAACAGCGGGAUGGACUGUCGAGCUAACAGCGAUCUGUUCUUUCUGCCUGAUGAGAAGUUUGACUUCGAUGUUUCUCUGUCACCUGCCAGCUCCAAAGGUGACGAUGAUGAAGAUGAGGUGUUCGUGGGUCCGGUCAGCCGUAAAGAGAGGUGUGUCUCUAAUAACACGGUGUCUCUGCUCGAGGACGGCAGUGGCGUGCGAGCGAGCUGGAGUCCGCUGACCGGCGAUCAGCUAGAGGCUGUGUGUCAGGAAGCCCACAGACUAGCCGACCAGCUGCAGAGUGGCGAACUGAGCCGGCCACACGGCGAGGACGACGAGACCACCAACAUGACCACUGACAACACAAACGACAGGGAGGAGUUUGUCCAGGACGCUGAGUCCAAACUGGGUGUGCUCGGUCAGACCGUCAGUGCACUCAGCCCCAUCAAACGCCAGACCUUCUGCGUGCAGGACAGUCCCAUGAUGCAGCUGCCGCCUGCUGUCCAGCACAGCCUGCUGAGAGGAAGCUGCUCCAGUGCAGCUUCAUCCACCCGACAUGUCUCCGCCAACGCAGCUUCAUCCACCUCCAGACUCAGCACCUCCAGCCCUGUGGUCGGGGUCAAACCUCAGCCCAGGACGGGGCUGCGAGGGAAAGCCACGCUGGGCGUCGGCAUUGUGCUGCCGAGCAAACCGGCUGCCCCAAAAACUUCCUGUUUAGCCACCAAGAGCAGAGUGGAGAAAACCAGACUGCAACCACCGAGCAAAGCAGUGGGGGGGUGGAAACGUAGCCCAUCCCCUCAUCCCGCCUGCAGGGCAGAGUCAUAUGAGGAUCUGCUCUCUGAUUCGGCGAGCGUGGCUUCUGACAUCAGCGACUCCUCCCUCAACUCCAGCCUGCUGGGAAAACGCAUGCUAGCUCCGCCCACCAAGAGUGUUGUGAGAAACCUGUCAGGUGUGAAAGCUCCGCCCAUUCAGAGCAGGAGGGUGACAGACAGGAAGAACACGUCAUCAUCCUCGUCCUCAGUGUCCAGCUUCAACUCCAGCCUCUCUCUGUCCCCUGCUAAAGGGAAACUGAACUCUUCUCUGAACCGGAGUCUGAGUGGCUCCACUGGCCCCGCCCCCAGCAACAUCAGCAGACAGGCCAAUCACAGCAGGCCGCGCCGCUGCACCGUUUACGCCACCGCAGAGCCAGUGUCCUCUGCCGCCGGCCGCCGCUCACUGUCCGCCCAGGCCAGGAAGCUGUCUGAGGUGGAACGCGCCAAAGCCACAAGAUCCACACCGCUGAAGAGGGCUGAGGCCACGCCCCUCCAGGCAACACCUGCCAAGAGAGUUUUGGAGAGGGCAGCCUCCAUCCCCACCACAGCCUUAGUGCGGCCGCAGAGCGGAUUGAAGAACAAAUCCAAACCUGAGGCUCUGGUCCCACCGACGUCCAGUGGAGGAGUCAGAGGAGUCCCCCACGGAGAUGACGUCUCAAAGAUGUUGAAGCCAAAGAGGCUGAUGUCAACGAGCAGUGUGGACAGUCUUCCUCAGAAGCCCUCUGCUGGUCCUUUAACGCCCUCUGCUGGCGGCUGCAGGUCGCUGCAGGUGAAGGCACGCCGUCCCUCCGCCCUCCCCACUCCAGUGAGGCGCAGGAUGUCUGCCAUCCCUGUAGCCACGCCCACCAACCAGACCCGGCUCACCAGGCCGCCUCCCUCUAACUGUGACCCCGCCCCCGGCUCCACCUCGGCCAGGAGAGAGAGAAGCUGCAGCCCCGCCCCCUCAGGCACACAGGAGGCAGAGCCUGCUGAUGCUCCCGACAUCCAGCCCUUCUGUCUGGAGGAGGAGGAGCCCCAUGCUGCCCCGCCCUCUAGCCCUCCACAGCCUGACCAAUCAGAGAGCACAUGUCCUGGAGCACUGAGUCAGGGCGAAUCAGAGCCCAGCAGAAACCUGAUCGAACUGGAAACUACAGAGGAAAGCAACAGCAAGACACAGGAGGUUCUCCUGUUGGAUCUUCCAGCCCCGACUCUGCAGCCUCAAGAGAAACUGCUCAUCGACUUGACCAACACCCCCGACCUGAUCCGGACCAGUAACAAGACCUGCACCACAACUCAGCUGAUCGACCUGAGCUCCCCGCUCAUCAAGUGGAGUCCAGAAGACAAGAGGGAGAACAACGCUCCACUCAUCAACCUGUCCUUCUGAUCCGGAUCCUCCUGAAGACCUGGAUCUGAUGGUCUCUGCAGUAAACUGGACUCGGCAGGUUUCUGUCUUCAGAAACUCCAAAUAAUCCAGUUAAAUUAACUACAGUUUUGGUGUUUUUUUUCAGUGAGUAUUAUGUUUUAAAUGAUGAAAAUAUUCGCAAGUUGCACCUGAUUGUACUUUUAUUUGUCUCCGUCUUGCUGCUCUUAUUGAUGUCUAAAUAAAUGUUGUUAAUGUCACUACUGGAAAGGUUCAUGCUCCGUGUGUUUGUGCUGCUGAUCUCAGUCCAUCAACAUGGAAGCCUGAUUGUUCCUGAAUAUUUCUGAGCCUCACUCAUGACCAAACUAAAAAGAAGAAUUUUAAUUUGACAGUUACAAAUAAAAACUAUGUAAAAUGUAACAGUUCAGUCAGCAGUUGUUUUUGUUUUUUAAAUUUUUUAUUUUAUUUAUUUAUUUACUAAGUUGAUCAGCAGUCUGACACCAUCUUAGCAUUUAGAUGCUUUUGGAAAUGGAGCCCAGGAGCUGCUGGUAUGUAUAAAGCCAGUCAAAGUAAAACUUUGGUCUUAAAUGUGUCAAAAGAUGAAAAACAAGGGUCUUGCAUCUUCUGUAUUGGUCGGCGCAGUAUUUAUCGCUUCAGAACGCCUGGUGGCGCUGUACUAGUAGCGAAAAUGCAGAGGUCGGUUGAUCGGUCGGUCCGCCACUUUGGUCCGGACUAAAAUGUCUCAACGACUAUUGGAUGGAUUGUCAUGAAAUUUAGUACAGACAAUCAUGGUUCCCAGAGGGUGAAUCCUGCCGAUUUUGGUGAUCCCCUGACUGUAACGCCACCAUGAGGUUCACAUAUAAGGUUUUGAGUGAAUGUCUGAACAACUAUUGGAUGGACUGUCAUGAAAUUUGGUAAAGACAUUCAUGUUAUUCUCAUGAUCAGGUCAAAAUUAAAUUCUGUCCAAUACUUUGGUUUAUGACCCAAAUACCUGCAAAACUAAUGACAUUCCCAUCAGCCUCAGCUGUACUUUGUGCUUAGUGCUAGUUUGGCAAGUGCUAACACGCUAAACAUAGAUGGUGAACAAUUAAUAUAAACAGUAAUUAGACAUUAUACCUGCUUAACAUCAGCAUAUUAGCAUGUUGACGCCUCAAAGUCGCUAGCACGGCUGUAGACUUUUAGUCGUGUUCGGUCUAAGGAGCACAUUUCACAGAAAUACAGAUCUCAGCUUCUUGCGUGUUCCUGUACUAAAGAAGCGGACAUUCAUCAAUGAGAGUUUGCCUUAUUAAAUUAUACUGCAAUCUGUGUGGAAAAGGGAGGGAAAAUGCUAAAUUUGGAUGAGAUGGUGGAUGGAGAGAGUGUAAACGCUACAGAGAGAACUUCAUCACAGUGAGGUGGACUUUAUUUGAGCUGUGGCUCUGCACUAAAACUUGAAAUGGAUGAUAAAAUAAUCGCCACUCCCUUACUCAUAGGUGCACAUUAUGUGGGUGUUUGGGAGCUCAGACACCUACAGAGAAUUGUGAGCAUCGACAGGGGAAUCCUAUUGUGAGGUGACCAUUAUGGGAGAGUAGUAACGUCCAGUGAAGAGAAAUAGAGGACUGGACACAGUGUCUAAGCAGUGAGUUUUAAAGACAACUGCCAUAGAGUCGGUUAGUUAACUGUAAGCUACAACUUGAGCCCCAUUUUUUAUUUAGCCAUUAAUAGUUGGUUACGUGUUUGCAAAUUUGCACCAUUAACAGUAUGCAAAAUGAGCUAUUAGCAGUUUGCAUUUGUAAUGUACCCAUGGGUGUACAGACAACUAUCACUGGAUUACUUUGAUACUGAAGGAAACUUAAAAACAUCAUGAUUCUCAGGCAAGUUCUGGAGUUAUAAGGAGCAUCUUUCUUGGAUGGGCAUAGAUAAUAACCAGAAGGAUGUUAAAACAAACACAGAAUGACUCAAUAACUAAGAUAAAUGAAAAGUGAGUUAAAGGAUAGGUACACAUUUUUAAAGUAUUUCUUAAAACAAUACAAACAUGUCCAAAUGUACAUUGAAAGAGUGUAUUACUCUGGUGUAUUAAACUGGGCUGGAACGAUGCUGAUGAACCAUUCUCAGAUUCUUCUUCCUCUUUUCUGCCCAAAUAAAAAGGGCUGUCAUGUUUUGUCAUGCAUGCAAGAAUUCCUUGUAAUUGCAUUUCCAAUGAAAAACAAAUCUCAAACUGGUUAAAGCAGAAACGUUAUAAGAAGCAGGGUGUGUUCUUUUUCUGAAAUACUUCAGAAUCAUACUGCAGUUGUGCCAGAGAGGUGUGGCAGUCCUGUUCUUGUUUAUUCCUGGAGUUGGUUGGAUGUGUUUUGUAAAUUUGCUACUCAAGCGCAACACACUGUAAAUCUGUAUUUGAGGGGGUGUCCAAACUUUUCAUGCCAAGGGCCACAUGGAGAAAAAACAUAUAUUCCUGGGUGAUGAACCUUUUAAUUGAUCUUAAUGAGCGAGUUUUAGACACUUUGUGCUGUACAAUGUUUCUCUUGUUCAGUGUCAUAAGAGAAAAUGUUUUCUCACAUAUGUAUAUAUGUAUGCAUGUAUGCAUGCAGAGCCAAAUAAACUGAGCACGUCCCUUGCAUACUGUGUUUGUGUGCCUGCAGUACUUGCCCGUAACUGUGUAAAAAGUAACUUAAAAAAAAAAGGAUGCAAGCUGAUUCACUACACCCAAAGCAGAAGUUAUUAUGAAACCUUGACCUUUGUUCUUUUCUCUGGUAUUUGCACAAUUUUUGUAAAUGAUUGCUCAUAAUGUGAAGAGAUGUCUGCUUAUAAAUAUGUGCUUUAGUUCUUCAGUCAGUUUAUUUUUCCAUAUCGCAUCCAGAAAGAAGACAGACGCUAUAACUAAUUGUAAAGAUGAUCGAUAGAGAAGUUGCACUAGAAGCUUUGUGCACACUCUGCAAUGCCAAUGUAACUUCUGUUCAAACACAAGCUGUUUUUCCCAGAGCUGCCCGUUGUGGAGGAGCACCACAGCAGCAGCUGCUCAUCAAGAAUUUCAUCACUACAAUCUUGGAUGCAGAUGAAACCUGCCAGGUGUCAAGAUCCAACUUUGUCCACCUCCGAAGCGUCUUGCAAGGUGAUGAUCAGGCAGCAGGCUGUGCCCGAGGGAACCAUGUGGACAUUAGUACAGUAACAGGAAGGAAUCACAUCAUCGACGAGAAUGAAUUCUUUGACCCAAGAUUCGACUAUGAUUUCACCAAGUUGAAAGACAUCGAGACUUAUUACAGAGGUGGAGAGGUGUAUGAACGCCCAUGUGGUUGGCAGCGUUUUGCCCUCAAGAUCCUGGAUAAAUAUGAUGGAAAUACCUGGCUGGGAACUUCAUACCGUAGCACACAGUCAGUGCCUGGGGAGUGGCCUGUGUCAUACCAUGGGACAUCUAAGAUGGGUGCUGACGGCAUCAUCGAAGGAUACUACAAGCCAGGCUCAGGUCAGUAUUAUGGCAGGGGGAUUUAUUCUACUCCAUACAUCUCUGAGGCGAUCCAAUACGCCAAAACAUUCACCUCCAACAAGACGGGCAAGAAGUACCGAGUGAUUCUGCAGAAUCGUAUCAACCCCACGUACAGGCAGAAACACAACAACGACAAGUACUGGCUGGUUCCCAUCCCAAAAGGAACAUCAGCAACAGAAGAGCAGAAGAUAGUUGAAAGUGCCAUCCGUCCUUAUGGCCUUCUGUUGAAAGAGGUCUAACAGGGUGAAAAAGUUCACAAGAAAACCCACAAAUUUGAUCACAUAUUUGUUUCCUGAGCUUUAUUUUGAAAAGCCAGUGGGUGUGUUGUCUGAAGCAUCAACUUUGUCUUUAGUAGUCAAUGCAAAAUACUCUCUGAUGAUGUCAAAUGUAAUGAUGUCUCAUUUGCAUAUAUAGAUGAGUGUGGAAAAUUUAUAUCACAGCUAUAUGUAGUGUGAACUUUCUGCACUGAAAUUCUUCUUUCUUUGUUCCAUUUCCCAGUAAGCAUUUAAUAAACACAAUCUGAAACAAA
Messenger RNA from Siniperca chuatsi (mandarin fish), 6294 nucleotides. RefSeq names its product G-2 and S-phase expressed 1 (gene gtse1). Bases 185 to 2329 code for a protein of 714 amino acids. Gene Ontology annotation, cellular component: microtubule cytoskeleton; cytoplasmic microtubule. NCBI's taxonomy places the organism in Eukaryota, Metazoa, Chordata, Actinopteri, Centrarchiformes, Sinipercidae. The record is from RefSeq and is a predicted model, not a curated record. The transcript has 15 exons. Gene Ontology annotation, molecular function: microtubule binding.